Molecule: messenger RNA, 1336 nt
Organism: Eptesicus fuscus (big brown bat)
Lineage: Eukaryota; Metazoa; Chordata; Mammalia; Chiroptera; Vespertilionidae
Gene: RNF2
Product: ring finger protein 2
Exons: 7
Coding region: 234-1244 (336 amino acids)
Cellular component (GO): PcG protein complex; ubiquitin ligase complex
Molecular function (GO): chromatin binding; ubiquitin protein ligase activity
Source: RefSeq, a predicted model, not a curated record
UCCCGCGCCUCCGCCCCCUCGCUCGCUCCUUCCCGCCCUCCCCGCAGCGCUGGCCCAGCCGGCUUCCCCUCGGUCUCUCAUGAAUAUUGAGCGGCCCCUGUUGUAGUUCCCGAGCUCCAUUGCGGAAGCCCAGGCUCGCCAUAUUGUGCGGCGGCGCCGGCGGCCGCGGCGGCUUGGACCCGAGUCUCGCUCCGGCCGCGGGCAGCGGAGUCCGGGCUGGGACACGAGCCGCAAUGUCUCAAGCUGUGCAAACGAAUGGAACUCAACCAUUAAGCAAAACAUGGGAACUCAGUUUAUAUGAAUUACAACGAACACCUCAGGAGGCAAUAACAGAUGGCUUGGAAAUUGUGGUUUCACCUCGAAGUCUACACAGUGAAUUAAUGUGCCCAAUUUGUUUGGAUAUGUUGAAGAACACCAUGACUACAAAGGAGUGUUUACACCGUUUUUGUGCAGAUUGCAUUAUCACAGCCCUCAGAAGUGGCAAUAAAGAAUGUCCUACAUGUCGGAAAAAGCUAGUUUCCAAAAGAUCACUAAGGCCAGACCCGAACUUUGAUGCACUCAUCAGCAAAAUUUAUCCAAGUCGUGAUGAGUAUGAAGCUCAUCAAGAGAGAGUAUUAGCCAGGAUCAAUAAGCACAAUAAUCAGCAAGCACUCAGUCACAGCAUUGAGGAAGGACUGAAGAUACAGGCCAUGAACAGACUACAGCGAGGCAAGAAACAACAGAUUGAAAAUGGCAGUGGAGCAGAAGACAAUGGUGACAGUUCUCACUGUAGUAAUGCAUCCACACACAGCAAUCAGGAAGCAGGGCCUAGUAACAAACGGACCAAAACAUCAGAUGAUUCUGGGCUUGAGCUUGAUAACAAUAAUGCAACAGUGGCAAUUGAUCCAGUAAUGGAUGGUGCUAGUGAAAUUGAGUUAGUGUUCAGGCCUCAUCCCACACUGAUGGAAAAAGAUGACAGUGCACAGACAAGAUACAUAAAGACUUCUGGUAAUGCCACCGUUGAUCACUUAUCCAAGUAUCUGGCUGUGAGGUUAGCUUUAGAAGAACUUCGAAGCAAAGGAGAAUCAAACCAGAUGAACCUUGAUACAGCCAGUGAGAAGCAGUAUACCAUUUAUAUAGCAACAGCCAGUGGGCAGUUCACUGUAUUAAAUGGCUCUUUUUCUUUGGAAUUGGUCAGUGAGAAAUACUGGAAAGUGAACAAACCCAUGGAACUUUAUUAUGCACCCACAAAGGAGCACAAAUGAGCUUUUACUAAAACCAGUCUGGAUAAUGAACUUUUUUUAUAGCCUAUUUCUUUAUUAUUAAAGAUGUAUCAUCAUUACUUUUAUGGACACUA